UCAGUGUCUCUGCGGACCGUGCGAAGGUUGGAAUUUUUGCCCGGAGAGAGAACGAUUUUACAGAGGAAGAAGAAGAAGAAAACCUCUGCGAGAGUACUCGCGAAGGAAAAACCGAUUUUUUUUGCAAAAAAAGGUGGGGGGAAAAGACAAAAUUCAUUCUCUCCCGGUUUACGUUUUCGCGGACCAUUUCCAUUGGUUUAAAAACAUUUUAAUUCCGGACUUGCAAGCAGCAUUACUAAUAUUUUGUACAGUGCGUUUGCCGUCGUCGCGAAUAUUUUUUUCUGUGCAAUUUCUUGUGUACACGUGGCGUUUUAAGCAAAAAAAAAUCACGCGGGUGGUAAAAAAAAAUCAGUCGAGUGUAUAGAAACAAUUAAAAUUAACAACCCCUUGUGGCGGGAAAAAAUCUCAUCUGCUGCAUCAGUUUGUGUUUAACCACAGAGCUGUGUGGGUGUGUUUGCGCGGGAAAAAAGACUUUGUGAGAAAAAUUAACAAACAAAAUAAGAAUUUAAAAAAUAAUUGUGAAAAAACUCCGAUGAAUGUGAAUUGGACAAUAAAUAAUAAAUAAAUUUUUAUUUAAAAAAAAAAUUCGGGGUGUUUGUGUGGAAAAUUGCUUUUUAAAAAAAAAAACAUUUUGUCUGCAGCAACACAAAAAUCCAUCCCCGCAAUUAAUGGCGAACAUUCACGUGCGUUUUCCCUCAAGGGGGUGAGUUUUUUCUCCUUCGAGGUACAUACAAAAAAAAACAUCCAAAAGAAAAUCUCUCUCGUGAGAGCGGGGAAAUUGUAUAUUUGGAGAGAUAAAGAGAGAGAGGUGCGCGCGCGAAAAGGUCCUUUUUGUUGGGAGAGGAGAAAAACAAAAACACAGCCAAGAGAGAAAAUCCUACCCAAAUACAGAACGGAAAAUUUGCCGUCUCUGUCGGAAAACUCCUCCGGCUUCUUUAUCCCAACACGUCGACCAAUACCAUUUGAAGUUGUAAAAGGCGCGCAAUAGCAAUCAUAUUAAAGAUAUUUCUGUGACUCCAAAAUUGACGCCCCAUUCGAAUCACAGAGCGAAUAUAUAUUUUAGUUUUCACCCGAAAUUCCGUGUGUGUGCGCGUGUAUGUGGGGGCGCCUGGUUGUUGGAAAAUUCUAUACACCACAACUUUUCCCGUUUGUAACGAAGAAGAGGGGCACACUGUGAGAGAGAAAAGGAUUUUUUUUUAUUUUGCGGGAAAAGAUCUUCCGUCUCACAUGUAAAAGUUAUAUAUAUCCGGUGGAAAAAGAAGGGCCAUUCGGUUCCAAUUGCGGUGGAGCUGGUGUUCGAUUGCAUUUUCCAUUUGUUAUUUGAUCAGUGCGUCUCGAGGACAAUUUUCCGGAGAUUUUCCAUUUGAGAGGAAAAAUUAGGCAGGAUCAGAACAAUUUUAUAGAGAGGGAGAAUCCUCUUUUCAUUACAGAAUAUUAAAAUAAAUUAAGAAGACUUUAUAAAGAGAAUGAUCAGCAUUGAUCCUCUAAAUUUUUGAUCCUCGAAUAAAAUUCUCGGAUUGAGAAAUCCUGAAUUCAGUGCCAGAUACUUUAGUGAUUUUCCCUCACAACAUAAAAAAAAACAAAUUAAAAAGAAAAACAGACAAAGUGUGGUGUUAAUAAAAAAAAAUUAGAAAAAAAAGAAAAUUCCGAUUUGAAGAUUAUUGAGAAACGCGAAAUUGAAUCCGGAGGAGGGCAGAGUGCAUCAGAUUUGUCCAGUCAAAUGAGUAUGGACUCUGUGAUGGACUCGUUGUCGACACACAGUGAACACAGUAUGUCCUCCACCGCUGAUACACAUCCCGUGGCGAAGACACCCCAGAGUCCAAAUAAUCACAGUGCGGGUCACGCAGCAUCAAUCAAUCCAACAACGAGUGGCUCAAGUUCCGCAUCAAGUACAGCACCAAUGCACAUUAAUCGUCGCACACCGACGCCCCAUAGUCCGGGGAGUCGUCAAAUGUCCAGCCCAAUUGGGGUUGAACGUGGGGCACCGGGGCCACAAAUGUUGGGCCUCCCACACCCAUUGAGCCCACCUCAGGUGUCAACACCAAACAGCAUGGGUGCCAUGGCACCCCGGAUGGCGCAGAGUCUCCCGCAUUUGCCCCCACAUGGUUUGGGGCUCCUCAAUUCCCUGCAAAUGAUGCACCACAAUCCGCUUGAAUUGAUGGCGGCGGCUCAUCAUCAUGUACCACCGCGGAGCUACAAUAGCCCUCCGCCGAUCAGUACGUCCGAUCCCACGGCCAAUGAGUGCAAAUUAGUUGACUACCGUGGUCAGAAGGUGGCUGCAUUCAUCAUUGCUGGGGAUACAAUGCUAUGCCUCCCACAGGCAUUUGAGCUCUUCCUCAAGCACCUCGUUGGAGGCCUCCACACUGUCUACACCAAGCUAAAGCGCCUCGACAUAGUACCCCUUGUCUGCAAUGUUGAACAAGUACGCAUCCUCCGGGGACUUGGAGCCAUUCAACCGGGCGUCAAUCGCUGCAAACUACUUUCCUGCAAGGACUUUGAUGUCCUCUACCGCGACUGCACCACUGCGAGAUGCUUGUCUGUCAAACCGCCAGAGAGCUCCAGACCGGGACGACCACCAAAACGGGGACCUGUGGGACUCUCACUUCCUGCCACCCACAUGUCACAUCAUCCGCAAUUGAAGAAGCAUCGAAUGGACAAUGGUGACUACCCGUACGAGAAUGGACAUCUCAAUGAUAUUUCACGGUUGGAGAAAUCACCUCUACUUGCAAAUGGCUACAACCCACCACCCACACACCUCAAUCACAUGCAAUUUAUGCAGAUGAAUCAUCAUCCCGGAGCUGCCCUUCUGAAUCCUUCGAUGCCACCACAUGGUAUGCCACGACCCGAUGGAGCCAUGAUGAAGGGAGCAAGUGGGAUGCCGGGCAUGGAUGCAAUAGCAAGAUCUGGAAUAUGGGAAAAUUGUCGUGCAGCUUAUGAAGAUAUCGUGAAGCAUUUGGAACGAUUGCGUGAGGAGAGAGGUGAAGAUAGGGCGGUGGCUCUGGAUCAAAAACCACGGGAUCUCAGUUCGCAAAAUGGAUCAUCAAAUGGACACAGUCCUGUGCUGAAUUUAUCAAAAUCAAACAUUGAUCACAAUAGUGCAGAUGAUCGUUCAGAUCGCAGUGAGGUUCACUCACCGGUGCCAUCAGCAAGGGAUGAAGAGGAGAAUUUGAGUGAAGAAAAUGUAUCAGAGAUUGAUGAUCGCGAGGAAAAGGAUGAUGAUAUCUCAGAUACUGAGCAAGAUCAUCCACCACCACCACCGACGACAUCAAUGCCCAACUCAGCGGAAUGUCAGCAAGCACUCAAUUAUACAACAUUGGCCGCCACGGCAGCCGCUGUGGCGGCAACUGGUGGUCCGGGUAAUGUUCCUGGAACGGAUCCGAGUUCCUUGUCAUCAACUGAAACACUCCUUCGAAAUAUCCAAAGUCUCCUCAAGGUUGCAGCUGACAAUGCGCGUCAGCAAGAACGACAAAUCAGCUAUGAGAAAGCCGAACUGAAAAUGGAUGUCCUCCGGGAGCGUGAGGUGAAGGAUUCGUUGGAGCGUCAACUGAGUGAUGAGCAGAAAUUGAGGGCCAUUUAUCAGAAGCGCUUCAAGAAGGAGAAGAGAGCCAAAAUACGAUUGCAGCAGCAGUUGGACAUGGAGAUGAAACGACGUGCACAACUGGAGGAUGCGAUAAAGGCUUCCGGUGCUCCUGCAGAAGCUCUAAGACUCAUCUCCGAGAAUGCAAAUAGUGAGAGGCGCGAAAGGAGGUCGGCGUCAUCAGAGAGAAGAGCUGAGAGUCCCUAUGCACCACCAAAUAGGGCAGAUCCUGCAUCAGGACCCCAAAAUCCACCACCCAAUGAAGGCAAACCCUGGAACUAUUCGAAUCUCGAUAUGAUGGCGACAGGGGCCUUUUGGCAAAAUUAUACAGAAUCCCUGGCGCAAGAACUCGAAAUUGAGCGCAAAGCUAGACAGCAAUCUGGCGAGAGGGACGUAAAGAGCCCAUUGCAAGAUCGCCCAAACUACUACAAGAACUCCAUACUAUUCAGCAGUGCCACUUAGUCGUUCAGUGAGGAAGACACCCGCAAACCAUCCAUUUCUCAAUCCCACUAAAGGUAAAAGAAAAAAAAUAACACAAAAAAGUAAAAAUUUAUUUUACUUUUAAGAUAAAUUUCAAAUAAGAAAAUCUUUCUCCAUGAACACACUGAAAACGAAAAUUGCCAUCCCAUAACAAUUUUAUUUCCUUCAACAUAUUUAGUCAGGUCUCCAAUUGCAUGAAGAGCAUUUCAAAUCAAUUUGUUAUUUAUGAUACAUUGUAAAAAAAAACAUUAAUGUAUAGUGAGAUGUGAAUAUUUCUUUUAAUUGAAUUGUGCGUGAGAAUUCAUUUAGACGUUCAUUACAUUUUUUUCUCUUCUUUUCUUUUCCAACGAUUGGAAAAUGAAGAAAAACAAAUUGAAAGUGCAAUCAAAUUGUUGAUAAAACAUUUAAGAAAAAAAACGAGUAAAAACUUAAUUCAAUUGAUUUUGAAUAAAUACAAAUUAUAAAAAAAUAAUUUUCAUGUGAUAAAGAGAAACUUUAAAUAAGAUUUAUUAAGAAAUAAAAAAAGAGAUAAUUGAGAUGUUUUAUGUCUCAUCUAAAAAAAUAGCAAAGAGUAUUAACAAGAAACUGAAUUAUUUUACAGAAAGGUUAUUGUUUUGAGACUCUUUUUGUGUUCCUUUUUUUUAAUUUAUUUUUUAUUCUCUUUAAAUAAACCUUUUUACUUCUUCGAAGAAACACCUUAUGCGGUAAGUAAAAAAUAAAAAUAAGAAAUGUCUUUAUUUAGGAAAGACAAAACUUCUUGUAUAAAGGAAUGAGAAAUGUGUAAAUAAAUUUGCAGAAAGUCUCACUAGGAAUGUAGUUUUGAAUCCUCAAAAUAAUUAACUAUAAAUAUAUAUAUUUAAAAUAAAUCAUUAAAAAUUUAGAGAGAGAAAACAAAGAGGCAAAACACGAUCGUAAAAAUAGUCAAAAUGAUGAAAAGUUUGCAUUUUAAGCAGGAGAAGAAUUAUGAGGAAGAAGCAAGUAUCUAAUAAUCUAGUGAUUACAAGAAAAUCUAUAAUAAUAAUAAUUUAUUUUACUAGAAAUAGUAAUAUGACAAUUAAAAGCAUCUCCGUGCACGUACAGAGAACAUUGAAGGUUAAGAAAAAUUAUCACUGCCUUCAGUUCUCUGUAAGAGAGAGAGCAAAAAAAGAUUCUUUCGCGUAGGAAGAAUAAAAUGAACGAAUUAAUGAGAUUCAUAAUAAUUAAAUGCGUAACACUUAACAGACACGCUGAUUCUUUUUUUUUUGUAACAUUAGAACAAUUUAUUGGUUGCCAUAUUUUAAUCUUCUUUACAAUACAACUUUAAGAGAAAGAAAAAGGAAAGAAAAGUGUGUAAAAAAUAAUAAUUUACAAAGCGAUAUGGAGCAUAAAAUGAAGAAGGUUUAGUGAUGUAGAGUAUAGGCGUACAAUUUAUUUAAAAAAAAAAUAAAUGAACAAAAUGCAGAUUAAGGAAAAACUAUAGAAUACAGGAGAGUGCAAGGAAAAUUAAAACUAUAAAAUCAUUCGACAUAAGUUCUCGAGAAAAUCCGUGAAGGAAUUUUUUUUGUAAACGACAUAAGCUUUUGAAUUAAAUUUUUGAGAAAAAAAUCUUCAUUCGAGUAAAAGAAACAAAAAUUUAAAAGAAGAAAAAAAACUAUACUCCGUUAAAAGAAUAAAUUUUAAAAACAAAAAUUAAAUUAGUCGUGAAAUGUUAAUUUUCUGAGACUUAAAAAAAAUUAUGUACAUACCUAAUUAACAGAAUUUACACAAAAAAAAAGAUUAAAAAAAAACAAAUUCUUUUUUUUAUAAUUCUGAGCUCAAGAGACAAAUUCUUAAACUGUCUAAGAAAUUAACAUUUAAUGACUGAAACUCCUCAAAAUUCUUAAAACUACUUUUUGACUAAAACGCAUCAAUCCGACGAUAAACACAGAAAAAAAAUUUAAAAAAAUAUAUUGGAAAACACUAAAAGCAAAAUAAUAAAGAAAAUAUUUGUAAAGAAAAAUCAAAAAGUUUCUUACGAAAAAUUAAGAAAAAACAAGAACUACGAGUGAAAAUAAAUGCGACAUGAUUAAUACAAAUUUGACUAAUUAAUUGUACCAUUAUUAAAAUUAAUUGUUACAUGUCUAAUAGAAAUUAAAUAAAUAAAUAAGAAAACAAAAACAUUUUAAAUAAAUUUGCAAUAAAGUGCAAAUAAAUAUUUCUCGCAUUUUUUUUCGUUUCCAUUUAAUUUUGUAUAAAGAAAAAUUUUUAAUGAAAUAUAAAAAAUGAAGUUUAGACAACGCUGAGCUGGAUUAACAAAAAGAAAAUUAAAUUUAGUGAGAUAAUAGAGAACUUCUCGAAUAAGUAAAAAAAAAAAAAGAAGAGCAGGAAGGAAGUUAUAGAAGAUUAAUAAAGUGUAAAAAAUUAAUUUGUGUCUCAAUCAAGGUGUUUUUGUUGUCAGGCCCAGAGAGGGAAUUUAUAUUAGAGAGAAGUUUUGUGAGAAAUGCGUUGUUCGGGAAAAUUAACAAAUUGAAUUAUUUUUAGGAGGAGAUUUCUGUGUUUUUUUUUAAUAUUGGUGUAAUUUAUCAUCUCUUUGAUUGGUGUUUCUUUUCUCUCUUUCAAUUUUGUGACUAAAAACCUUCUUUGUCUCUUUUCUUUUGGUGUUUCCUCAACAUUUCUUUCAUGGUUCUUUUCAUUUGACGGAGGAAAUCAAAUCUCUAAUUGCAAUUCCCAUUUUUUCUCAAUUUACAAUGGUCACCAUCACACACGAGAAACGAAAAAUAAAUAAAUAAAAAUAACACGAGAAGAGAUCUUCAAAAGCGAAACGAAAAGCCAUGUAAAAAAAAUUAUUCUUACAGAAUGAAGAUUCAAAAAGAAAAGCAAAAAAUAUAAAUUAAAAAAAAAAUGGUGAAAAUAUUUAAGAAAAUAAUGAAGAAGAUUAAUUCAGUCGAAAUGUACAAAAGAAAUUAAAAUAAAAUAAAUAGAAACUCUUAUAGGAGGAAAACUCUUCAGUGAAUGUAUGUUUUACUAGUUAUAAUACAAGAUAAUUAUAACGUCAUACAUAAACAUUAAAUUAAUAUUGAAAUAUUUGAAAGAAUAAAGAGAAAUUUUAUGCUAAAAA
Molecule: messenger RNA, 7133 nt
Organism: Lutzomyia longipalpis
Lineage: Eukaryota; Metazoa; Arthropoda; Insecta; Diptera; Psychodidae
Gene: dac
Product: dachshund homolog 2
Exons: 12
Coding region: 1721-4039 (772 amino acids)
Source: RefSeq, a predicted model, not a curated record